ACACGAUCACGAUGUUGUCCGGUCGGCCCAUCUGGCUUUCGUCGGAGUGUAUCGGGACACGUCUGAGGCGAAUUGGAAACGCGUGACGAUUAUGCAGGGGUUUUGAGGUGAGCUAACAAAGCUCUUCACAUUUUCGUCACCCCGAGUUGGCAAAGAAUCUCCAAAAAUAUCACCAACAUGACUCACCGUGAGAGAGAAAGUAGAAAAAGACACUGGAAACCACAAGCGAGCUCGGUUCUUUUUGGCAACCCCGCAUUUGCUUCCCCAGAUUCCUGGGUUGUCGUUAUGGUCCAGGGUGAGGCAGCGCAAUGGUCUUUGAAUCCGUUUAGUUGCGCCAGGCUGUGUUGUGGUCCUGGAAACAACCACAAAUCCAACGAUCUGUAUACCUUGAGCAACCGAUGCUGGAAUUGUCGGGUCCGAAUCUCGAAUUCUGGAUGCCGGAAGCUUAAAAGGUCCCGGGAUGAUGGAUACAUGGAAUGGCAUGGCAUGGCGCCGGUAGUGUGCACAAGCGACACUGAUGUGAAGUUGGAAAAGGCUCGUUGUCGGACGCCGUGUGACGUAGAGACUGGCAUUCCCCACCUGAUUUUGUCUCAAUUUCAGGGUCGAAAUGCCAGGCACAUCCAACACCCCACGGCAUCAGGUGCCCUUCUUGUGAUCGACAAGUGGGCUGAGAGCAAGACGACCUAUACCCGGAACUUGGUCCGACAGAAAUCUUCUUUUGUGAGUAGGGCGAGGCCCUAUUGCCGAGUUGUGAAUUGGAUGGGAGGGGCCUGAAUGGGGUCAGUUUCAUGACCUGGUGAUGGAAAUGGAUAGAAGUGUUGUUGAUACCGUCGACCCGACUGCGAC
This is a messenger RNA of Neurospora hispaniola, 846 nucleotides long. RefSeq lists its product as uncharacterized. The transcript is spliced from 2 exons. NCBI's taxonomy places the organism in Eukaryota, Fungi, Ascomycota, Sordariomycetes, Sordariales, Sordariaceae. The coding region runs from base 178 to 774 and encodes 198 amino acids. The record is from RefSeq and is a predicted model, not a curated record.